CAUUUCAAAAGCCCUCCAAAAUCCCCAACUCCCGCUCUCGAACUAUAGGGUUUCCAUCUCCGAGACCACCCUCUUCAGCUCUCCCCCUUAGGGUUUCAAUUUCAUCCCAAUAAUGUACAUAAAGGAGAUCUGCUUGGAGGGCUUCAAAUCCUACGCCACUCGCACGGUCGUCCCUGGCUUCGAUCCCUACUUCAAUGCCAUCACGGGCCUUAAUGGUUCCGGCAAGUCCAACAUUCUUGACUCCAUUUGCUUUGUGUUGGGCAUUACCAAUUUGCAGCAGGUUCGGGCUUCCAAUCUCCAGGAGCUGGUCUAUAAGCAAGGCCAAGCUGGGAUUACUAAGGCCACCGUGUCGGUGGUGUUCGAUAAUUCUGAUAGGAGUCGGAGUCCGCUCGGUUACCAGGAUUGUCCAGAAAUUACGGUAACACGGCAGAUUGUGGUUGGUGGAAGGAACAAAUACCUGAUAAAUGGACACCUUGCCCAGCCUAGUCGAGUUCAAAACCUUUUCCACUCUGUACAGCUCAAUGUUAACAACCCACAUUUUCUCAUAAUGCAAGGGCGCAUCACCAAGGUCUUAAACAUGAAACCUCCUGAGAUUUUAUCUAUGCUUGAAGAGGCUGCUGGGACAAGAAUGUAUGAAACAAAGAAAGAGGCUGCUCUGAAAACACUUGAGAAGAAGCAGAGCAAAGUUGAUGAGAUUGAUAAGCUUCUUGACCAGGAGAUAUUGCCUGCUUUGGAGAAGUUGAGGAAAGAACGGAUGCAGUAUAUGCAAUGGGCUAAUGGCAAUGCAGAAUUAGAUCGACUUAAAAGGUUCUGCAUUGCCUAUGAAUUUGUUCAGGCAGAGAAGAUUAGGGACAGUGCAGUCUCUGGGGUUGAACAAGUAAAGACGAAGAUUGCUGAUAUUGAAGACAGUCACAAAAGGAUGCAGGUGGAAAUACAGGAAAUGGAGACACAAGUGUCAAACUUGACUGCUGAAAAGGAGGCAAGUAUGGGUGGAGAGGUAAAAGUUUUAUCAGAGAAUGUAGAUGCUCUUUCUCGUGAGCUUGUGAAGCAAGCAUCAGUACUGAAAAAUCAAGAAGACACUCUCAAGAGUGAAAAAGAGAAUGCUGCAAAGAUUGUUAGAGGUAUUGAAGAUUUAAAACAGUCUGUUGAAGAGAGGGCCUCUGCUGUCAAAAGGGCUGAAGAUGGGGCGGCUGAUCUAAAACAAAGAGUUGAGGAACUUUCUAAGAAUUUGGAAGAGUGUGAAAGAGAGUACCAGGGUGUUCUAGCUGGUAAGAGCAGUGGAAGUGAGGAAAAAUGCCUUGAAGAUCAACUAGCUGAUGCUAAAGUAGCAGUUGGGAGUGCAGAAACAGAAUUGAAACAGCUCAACACAAAAAUAACUCAUUGUGAAAAAGAUCUGAAAGAGAAAACAAAUGAGUUAAUAUCUAAGCAUGAAGAAGCUGUUUCUGUUGAGAAUGAGCUUAAUGUGAGGAGAAAGGAUGUGGAAAAUAUCAAAAUGGCAUUGGAAUCUCUUACAUACAAAGAAGGUCAGAUGGAAGCUUUACAAAAGGAACGUGCUCUUGAGCUGGGCAUGGUGCAGGAGUUAAAAGAUGAGACAAGGAUUCUUUCUGCUCAACUGGGAAAUGUUCAGUUUACAUACCAUGACCCAUUGAAGAAUUUUGAUAGGUCAAGGGUGAAAGGUGUGGUUGCAAAACUAAUUAAAGUGAAGGAUAGCUCCACAAUGACUGCCUUAGAGGUUGCUGCUGGUGGAAAGUUGUUUAAUGUUGUUGUAGACACAGAAAACACUGGAAAACUACUGCUUCAAAAUGGUGAUCUCCGGAGAAGAGUAACGAUCAUUCCGUUGAACAAAAUUCAAUCCCAUACUGUUCCUUUAAGAGUUCAAAAAGAAGCUUCUAGAUUGGUUGGUAAGGAGAAUGCAGAACUGGCUCUUUCUUUGGUUGGAUAUGAUGAGGAACUGAAGAGUGCAAUGGAAUAUGUGUUUGGUUCAACCUUUGUUUGUAAAAGGAUUGAUGCUGCAAAGGAGGUUGCUUUUAACAGGGAUAUCUCCACUCCAAGUGUUACUCUUGAUGGUGAUAUAUUUCAACCAAGUGGUCUUCUGACUGGUGGUAGUCGCAAAGGUGGUGGUGAUCUAUUGAGGCAACUUCAUGCUUUGGCAGAGGCUGAAUCAAAACUUUCAACUCAUCAGCAGAAGUUAUCAGAAAUUGAAGCAAAGAUCGCCGACCUCAUGCCUCUUCAGAAGAGGUUCAUGGACCUUAAAGCGCGGUUGGAACUUAAGUCGUAUGACCUUUCAUUAUUUCAGAACAGGGCUGAGCAAAAUGAGCAUCAUAAGCUCAGUGAACUGGUUAAAAGGAUUGAGCAGGAGCUUGGGGAAUCAAAGUCAGCUGCUAGAGAAAAGCAACUUCUGCUUGAAAACUGUAUAAAUACAGUGUCACUGCUUGAGAAGUCGAUCAAAGAGCAUGCUACUAAUCGGGCUGGCAGGCUUAAAGAUUUAGAGAAGAAGGCAAAGGCUUUAAAGUCUCAAAUGACAUCAGCUUCCAAGGACCUCAAGAGGCAUGAGAAUGAAAAAGAGAGGCUUAUUAUGGAAAUGGAAGCAGUCAUAGAGGAACGUGCAUCUUUGGAGAGUCAACUAACAUGUUUGAGAGGACAAAUUGACAGUCUCACAUCAGAAGUAGAUCAACUUAAGAACAAGGUUUCUUCAGUAAAGAACAAUCAUGAUCAGGCUCAAUCUGAGCUCAAUUUGAUCCGUUUGAAGAUGAAGGAAUGUGAUUCUCAAAUUAGUUGCAUUCUCAAGGAGCAGGAGAAGCUUCAACACAAACUCAGUGAGAUGAAUAUUGAAAGGAAGAAGCUGGAAAAUGAGGUAAAACGAAUGGAGAUGGAACAAAAAGAUUGCUCUUCAAAGGUAGAAAAGUUAAUUGAGAAGCAUGCCUGGAUUGCAUCAGAAAAGCAGCUUUUCGGAAGAAGUGGAACUGAUUAUGAUUUUGCAUGCCGUGAUCCUAGUAAAGCCAGGGCUGAACUUGACAAACUGCAAACUGAACAAUCAGGCCUGGAGAAAAGGGUGAAUAAGAAAGUUAUGGCAAUGUUUGAGAAAGCAGAAGAUGAGUACAAUGAAUUAAUAUCCAAGAAAAGCAUAAUUGAGAAUGACAAGUCAAAAAUCAAGAUGGUGAUUGAAGAGCUGGAUGAAAAGAAGAAGGAAACAUUAAAGGUUACUUGGACUAAAGUUAACAAGGACUUUGGAUCCAUCUUUUCUACUCUAUUACCAGGCACAAUGGCAAAGCUGGAACCUCCUGAAGGAUGCAGUUUCUUGGAUGGUCUUGAGGUUCGUGUUGCAUUUGGAAGUGUUUGGAAACAGUCCUUGUCAGAAUUGAGUGGAGGGCAACGUUCACUGCUUGCACUCUCUCUAAUCUUGGCAUUGCUCCUCUUCAAACCAGCUCCACUUUAUAUUCUGGAUGAGGUCGAUGCUGCCCUUGAUUUAAGUCACACUCAAAACAUUGGAAGAAUGAUUAAAUCCCAUUUCCCACAUUCCCAGUUCAUUGUGGUUUCUCUUAAAGAAGGCAUGUUCAAUAAUGCCAAUGUUCUUUUCCGGACAAAAUUUGUGGAUGGUGUUUCCACAGUUCAGAGAACUGUUGCAGCUAAGCAGAACAAGUGAUUUUGCUAUCUUCUUAGUUUCUGUAUUAAAGCGGUAUGUCCUGACUCAGUUUGAUGUAUAUAGUUGUAAUCCCUACAUGACAAUACUAUUGACCAAUUUGUAGUGGUGGGAAGUUACAGUGCCAUUCCUAUUUUACA
This is a messenger RNA of Vitis vinifera (wine grape), 3780 nucleotides long. RefSeq names its product structural maintenance of chromosomes protein 2-1. The record is from RefSeq and is a predicted model, not a curated record. Lineage: Eukaryota; Viridiplantae; Streptophyta; Magnoliopsida; Vitales; Vitaceae. Bases 113 to 3643 code for a protein of 1176 amino acids. Gene Ontology annotation, cellular component: chromosome. Gene Ontology annotation, biological process: chromosome organization. Gene Ontology annotation, molecular function: protein binding; ATP hydrolysis activity; ATP binding. The transcript is spliced from 20 exons.